Chlamydomonas reinhardtii is the source of this 2965-nucleotide messenger RNA. RefSeq lists its product as uncharacterized. Lineage: Eukaryota; Viridiplantae; Chlorophyta; Chlorophyceae; Chlamydomonadales; Chlamydomonadaceae. Bases 413 to 1519 code for a protein of 368 amino acids. The record is from RefSeq and is a predicted model, not a curated record. The transcript has 2 exons.
GUUUCUCUGCGUUUAAUACUCGAUUUCUAAGCACAUUGUGAAACACGCAGAUAAGCGAAGCAAAGGCAAAAGUCUUGUCCCCCUGGCCCUGGAGAGCAGGACUGCCUCGCAACCCUUUUAAGUUCAACAGUAUCGUCGCCUGGGACACAAACCUAAUCGUGUCUGGGGCAGCUUCCUGGCGACUGGCGACAGCCCCGUUUGACAGCUCUAUUCGCAGCGGCCAAGCGCAAGCUAGCGGUCGCGGCGAGCUAGGGGCGCCGUUGGAGAGGCGCCCCAUGACGUUAAAAAGGACGCGCUUCGGUUUCUCGGCGUGAGCUGUGCUGGUGCGCAACACGGUCGUGUUGGCGAAGACCCUUACGCGCUGCGCUCUCCCCCAGGAAGGGGCGUCUCGCGGCUCACCGCGGGAGCUGCCAUGGUGCAGCUAGACCAAGUCAUUGUGAAUGGGAUAGACUGGGGGAUCAUUGGCGUGGCGGGCGUGCUGGUGCUCGUGAGUACCGUGGGCGCGUUCCUGUCCUUCCGCUACUCCUCCUCCAAGCGCCGGCCCGUCGCGCGCGAGUUCAACUACCUCUGGCGCGCGCGCGCCUUCACAGAGGUGCUGGCGGUCGGCUACGCUGCCUCACACCUCCUGCGCCUCCAGCUGCUGUGGGGACCAGCCUCCAUAAUCGUGGAUGGCGGGCUGCACCCCACCACGCUGUGUCGCGUCUACAUAGCCGCCACCUACGGCAUCUUCGAGCCCGGGUUCCUGCUGCUGGCGCUCUUCGCCUGCCUCUACUCUGUGCAGGGCCGCGACUCGGCUAAGAACCCCAACUUCAACAUCGUGCUCUUCGCCGCCGGCUUCUCGCUGCCCAGCCUGGCGGCGCAGCUGGUGGCCGCGCUCUUCACGCGCAUCUUUGAGCUGGAUUACGACGGCAACCACAUGCUCGGCAUCCUGUUCUCCGCCUACAACGACCAACUGCCACAACACUGCGGCCUGACGGGGCCGGGCGGCGCGCCGCCGCUGCCGGACAGCCCCGUCGCGGCGCCGUCGGACUGCGCGUUCUGCGUCUUCCCACUGCUGUCCACAUUCAUCUCCGCCGCCUUCUGCGGCGUCUACCUGCUGGGCUUCCUGGCGGUGACGCAGCGCAUCAUCGGGUCCGUCAUCAACAAGGCGCUGGCGCGGCGCGUGCGCGUGCUGCAGGCGCUCACGGUCAGCUGGAUCGUGGUCAGCCUGGCGUGCCGCGGCUGCACGGUGCUGUUUGAGCCCUUCGGGCUGGGGUUCGAGAUCCUGCGGGUGGCGCACAUGCUGGCGGUGGUGGCGCUGGUGGUGACGCUGGAGUGGUUCCUGGUGCUGAAACCAGUGUGGGACACGCACGAGGCGGAGCGCACGCUCAAGCGGCUGGAGAAGAACGGCACCGGCCUGCCCAUGCCGCUGCUUGGACUGCCCAACCCCUUGUAUCCCCCGACGGAGAUGCACUCCCUACAAGUGGAGUCCACGGAAUCGGCGGCGCGGAAGUCAGCCCCAGAUGCGGAGUGUGCAUAGCCAGAUGUGCGCCCCGAUUAUGUGCGCCCUCCGACGGCACAAAUCGCAGCAAACAUGGGUUUAGAACGGUAGUAUGGUGUGGUGACUGGGACCUUGCAGUACCGGUUUCCCAAACGAAUGAGGUGUAAACUAGCAAGACGUGAAAUGCAUGGGAUAUUUCAUGGUAUUCCUUUUGUUUGAUCACAGUGAUCCUGGAUCACGCACAUAGUGACAUCGGCACGCAACCAUCGGCACUGCCUGUGAUUCCGGUGUAUGAGAGCGGGGCCGCUGUCGGCAGCAACCGUGAAAGCAGUGGUACGAGGUGAGCAGGUGGCGGGAGAUAGUGUGGAUGGGUGCCGGAAUCAUUGACAGCCCGGAGCAUCGCUAUUUGAGGUACCUGCGUAGUAUGCGAUAUGGCAAUCCGGCAUGCGUAUGCGCCACUGCGUACAAGAUGGCUGCAUGCGGAAUCUGAAACAAGCGCUGCCAGCAGCUGGCCAUCGGGCGCAUCCAUGACAUUGGUAACUGUGUUUGAUCGGCGGUCAUAGCCCUACUGGCUAGCGGGUGACAUGCAUUCGCAAGGUUCGGGAACCCAGUAUGCACAGAAGGCAAUCCGGAGGCGCGUUAGCUGCGCGGCGGUCCCUUACUUAGCGAAUGUGGAGAGUAGGGCCAGUGGCAAUGUCGGCUACAAGUGUAAGGGUUGAGUGAGACCCGCACAGGCUUGCAUUUGUGCAGCUCUUAUAUGUUUGCAUCUGGUUUACUGCAGUGCACAUAGGAACUUGCAUAGGGAGCCUGGGAGCAGCAAGGCGCGCAGGUGGCAUGGCCGCGAAUUGGGGCAUGGAAGGCACAGGAAAGCAGGGCAUCCAGCGCUGUGUGUCGCCUCGUUGCCUGCGCUCCAGUGACUUAGACACUCUGGUGGUGACAAACCCCAGGGCGGAGCGGCAAGAAACGGGCCCCAAUGCAGGUCCUCGGGCGAGAUUGGGCAUUUCCAGGGUCACAGUGUCACAUUCUCGCCGCGUGGGGUUGCAUACGGUCCCCGAAUCUCGCAAACUACCCCUUCCCGGGGGGGGGCGGGGCGGAGGCCCCCCAAACGCUAAAAGUGAGCAUUGUGUGGCCCUGGAUGCCGUGGGCUCGUGAUGGAACAUGGCAAGGGGCAGGAAAGCGUAGUCCCGAUGUGUGUGGCUCCCACCCGUGCCCACAUAAAUGCGUAGCAAGAAGGGACAAGGCAUUGGUGCGUCGUUCGCGCGCUGUUACUGUACCGACGGUAGCUGGCAGGUUGUGGCGAUGUUUUGCUGACGCGCAUUCCUCACGCUCCGGGCGCCCGGCCAAGGCGAUAGCACCACACAGACUCAAUGCGACGCCUGGAUGCCGUGGGCGAGAACGUGGUUAGGGCCCUUCUCGUGCCAGCGGCGGCGGCCUAACCCCGGAAGAUGCAAGCCCUGCUUGGCUUGCGCCAAUGUGCCCAACGUU